AUGGACAGUCCGACGGAGUAUGCCAAGGAGGAAGUGCACGGAGCCAAAAUGACCUGGAGGCAAGCAGGAAUACUUCUUUUCACAUUUGCUGCACCUUCAGCGGUCAUGGCCGUCCCCUUCGCAAUUGCAAACGCGGGCUUCAUGGGGGGCAUUGUGAUCUGCAUGGUGAUCACCGGGGCCUCCAUCGCCGGCUCGAAUAUGCUGCUGCAGAUCAAGAUGCGGUAUCCGGACUGCGAGACCUUCGGUGACCUGGGCUUCAAAAUCUUCGGCCGUCCCGGAAAGAUUUUCGGAAAUCUGAUUCAGCUGGGCAACUUCUGCCUCUUCAUGCCUUGCGCGUUGCGCUUCUGCGGCGAGGCGCUGCAGGGCAUGGGAAGCAUCGGCCCAUUGGGUGCUUGCACGGACUACUACGUUUGGCUGGUGGCGAUCCUCUGCUUGCUGACGACGCAGGUUCGCAGCCUCAGCAACGCGAACGUCUUCACGCAAAUCUCCCUGGUGUGCAUCUUGGGCAUGAUCAUCUGCAUGCUGGUAGCAGCCUUCGAGUACGACAUCGAGGAGAAGAUUCCCGCUCGCUUGGUGGGCAACCCUGAGCCGGAUCUGAGCAUGAUGGUGGUGAGGCUGGCCAGCGGCUGCACUAUCAGUUCCUGGGCUUACGUGCCUGCUUUCCUCACUGUGGAGCUCAGCGCUUGCAUGGAGUCACCUGCGGAGUUCAAGAAGUCGCUGCUCUUCUCAGGUGGCCUCAAUGUUCUGGUCUUCAUCGUCGUGGGCACCAUAGUGGUGGCGCGAUGGGGCUUCGAAGUCGGCGAAGUUAUCAGCAUCACAGCAGGUGUCGGUGCCUGGGUGCCGGGGACAGAUGUGAACACGAUCUUCAGUUGCUUUAAGUUGGGAGGCAACUUCGUCUCAUACAUGCUGGACUCAGUGCCGCUCUGCCGGUUCUGCCAGAGGAGCUGGGCGCCAAGCUUCAAGGACACGUGGUCCGCGUCUGAUGUGAUGCGGUAUCUGGGCUACACAAUGCCAACCUUCAUCUUGGCACUUAUCCUGGCCACCUUCACCCCCAGCAUCGGGACGCUUCUGGACUUCGUCACGGCCCUUACAACGCCGUGGGUCACCCAGAUCUACCCCGCGUUGCUCUACUGGAAGUUCCUCCGGGACGGAGACAGCAAUGGCGAGUCGGGAAAGUCCAACCAGGCGUCUCGCUCCAUGAUCCUGGAGAAAGCGGCGGUGCUAUUCGUGCUCUUCGUGGGCUACGUCAGCUUUGUCAUGUGCUCUGUGAAAGCCGUGGGCUACCUUGCCAUCGAAGACCUCCGGCCCAAGUUUCAGAUCGGCUGCAGUGGUUGGGUGCUUUGGGAAUCAUCGGCGUGA
Symbiodinium sp. CCMP2592 is the source of this 1359-nucleotide messenger RNA. Lineage: Eukaryota; Dinophyceae; Suessiales; Symbiodiniaceae. The record is from the annotation of a GenBank genome assembly.